CGACGUUCACUUGCCUUCCCACCAAUCAUUAACGUUCUGCACAAAGGGAGAAGUCUGAAGGAGGACAUACACAGAACUGCCCUGUUGUUGAGGAGAGAGGAGGAGAGUAGGAGCACCAGAGAAGCGCUGGAGAGAGGCAUCGAUUCCCCCCGAGUGAAAUGCCAACGAGGUGACAAUGGAGUUCACAGCACUACACAUACUUUGGCUGUUGCCAGUAUUCACUUUGACAACUCAAGAGCUGGUGGGACUAAGUGUGAGUCCCCAGGUUACUACAGACUGUGGCCAACAGGUUACUCUAGAGUGCAAAGUAUCCCCUUCUCCUACUGGACUGUCAAUCAAAUAUAUGGGGUGGUCCCACAGCAAGACAUUCUUAUGUUCCGUGAACAGUGAAGGAAACAUUUCAUACAACAGUAGCACAGAGAGGGAUUUCCACUGCGAGUUUGAAGAAGGACGGUUGUCCCUCAUCUUUCACAAAGUGCAGCCACAGCAGGAGAGCGGGAACCUGCAGCGCUACAGGUGCAAACUUCACUCCAACAAGGGAGCUCUGCACGAAUACACAACUGUGGAGCUAGAGGAUUGUGCUCGGAUGGUGCAGGGAGCUGUAACAAGCGACGGGCCCUCUUGCACCUUCGACAGCGUCCACCCAGACGGGGACGUGCACUGGUUUCAAGGGUCCCACAACCUCUCAGCCGGCUCCAUAAAGCAGAACACGACUAAACGUGUAGAGAAAUGGGGUUGGCUGACUAUCCACAGUGACCUGGAGAGGAAAGGAUCAGACGAGCCAUACAACUGCUCCUUGAUGAGCAGCAAAUCUGGGAGAUACGUGGCCAGUGCUUUAAUAAAGAGCCCCCAAAUCCUAAGGCUGGAUACCACAAGGGCACAUUCACUAUCACCCCCCAAUGGAAUCGGUUCACUGGGACCCGUGAGGAUACUUCUGUGGAUUUCAGUCUUACUCGCUGUAGCUCUGAAAUAACGAAAGGAAAUCCAUAUCAUGGACGGUGAUAAAAUAUCAGGGUGAGGUGGUGGUUAUUAAGAUUUGUUAAAGCAACACUAUGUAACAUUUACUGAGAAACAGCGCCACCUGCAGCCACAUGAGGUUAGAGACUCUAAACUGUCUGAUCGGUUGUUUGUCUCUGUAUGUUGGCCCGGUGAUAGGCUGGCGACCUGUUCAGGGCAGACCCCGCCUCUCAACCGAUGUCAUCUGAGAUUGGCUGCAGCACCCUCCGCCACCCUCAAUAAGAUAAGCGGUAUAGAUCAUUGAUUUAUCGACAUCUUAAAAGUUUCCUCACAAACUAUAAAGAGAGAUAGACGCAGUUUUGUCAUUAAUUUCAAGUCUUUUUAAACUUGUCCAAGUCACGCAUUACUUCUGAACUUGCUGGUCCUGAUUCGGACUAUUUCGAUUGCCACCAUCAGCCCGUUACUUCUCACAGGAAGUCAAGUAACACAAGUUACGCUGAGCAAGAAUUGACAUUCAGGGUGAGCAGCGGGAACAAGGUGUGAACCGUUGUCUCUAUUCAAUGUCAGUGAACCGUCAAAAUCAUUUUGAGGCUUCUGUUUUUAGGUUAAACGUUGCAUGGUGUUGCUUUAAAGACAACAGGUAACAAUGAGGUACUCUUUCUUUCAAUGAACUCGGCGAAGCAGUAAAGUCCAGAGGUGAAUUAUUCUUCCAGUAAACUCUUGGCUGAAGUGACUGUGGAAACUAGUGCUGAGAGGUGAUAACAAGGGAGCUGAUUAUACUUACACUGUAUAAAAUACACACACACACACACACACGCACACAUACACACACACACACACACACACACAAACACACACAUACACACACAGCAAUCUACAAACAGGAGGAGUUAUUUUUGGCUACUCUUUCGGUUUAGUCUAGCGCUAUUUAAUCAUCUUGCCCCAGGUUUUACAGGAGGUUUACUUCUUUCUGUAAGGGUGACAUGAACACGUCAGACGACAGGCGUGUCCACAGAUGUCUGUGUGUGACUAUGAAAGUAAAAUCUGUCAAACAGGAUGCAGACAUCAAAAGUUGAGCUCUGCUGUAAAUUCCCCUCAACACCACGACACAAUUGUGUGUGAAAUAUCAAUCAGCUGAACCAUCAGGUUCGUGGGUGUAUGCUGCCCCCUGGUGAACAGAGUUGGGAUCAGUGAUCUGUGGCUGCUGGAAUGAUGUG
Platichthys flesus (European flounder) is the source of this 2174-nucleotide messenger RNA. RefSeq lists its product as uncharacterized. The transcript has 4 exons. The record is from RefSeq and is a predicted model, not a curated record. Bases 176 to 973 code for a protein of 265 amino acids. Lineage: Eukaryota; Metazoa; Chordata; Actinopteri; Pleuronectiformes; Pleuronectidae.